Saxophila tyrrhenica is the source of this 1110-nucleotide messenger RNA. RefSeq names its product UDP-glucose-4-epimerase (gene GAL10). The transcript has 2 exons. The record is from RefSeq and is a predicted model, not a curated record. Gene Ontology annotation, biological process: beta-D-galactose catabolic process via UDP-galactose, Leloir pathway. Gene Ontology annotation, molecular function: UDP-glucose 4-epimerase activity. The coding region runs from base 1 to 1110 and encodes 369 amino acids. Lineage: Eukaryota; Fungi; Ascomycota; Dothideomycetes; Mycosphaerellales; Extremaceae. Gene Ontology annotation, cellular component: cytosol.
AUGGCCGUUGGAUCAGUGCUUGUCACCGGAGGCACCGGCUACAUCGGCUCCUUCACCGCCCUCGCCCUCCUCGAAGCGGGCUACAAAGUCGUCAUCGUCGACAACCUCUACAACUCCUCCGAUGAAGUCCUCAACCGCAUCCAGCUCAUCUGCGGCAAGCGACCCGAGUACUUCUCCUGCGACAUCACCAACGAGGCCAAGCUUGACGAGGUCUUCUCUGCACACCCGGACAUUGACAAUGUCAUCCACUUUGCAGCGCUCAAGGCGGUGGGGGAGAGCGGGGAGAUCCCGUUGGACUACUACAACGUGAAUGUGUACGGGACGCUGUGUUUGUUGCGAAGCAUGAAGAAGCAUCAUGUCACGAACAUUGUCUUCAGCUCGUCGGCGACGGUGUAUGGGGAUGCUACGCGGUUCGAGAACAUGAUCCCGAUCCCUGAAGAGUGCCCGCUUGGUCCUACGAACCCUUACGGCAACACCAAGUUCGCGGUCGAGACGAUGAUCACAGACCACAUCAACGCGGAGCGAUACAACGCGAAGAAGGCCGGCAAGAAUGGGGACGAGUUCAACGCAGCACUACUCCGCUACUUCAACCCAGCCGGCAGCCACCCGAGUGGCAUCAUGGGCGAGGACCCUCAAGGCGUGCCGUACAACCUCCUGCCACUCCUCGCGCAAGUCGCUGUGGGUAAGCGAGAAAAGCUGCUGGUCUUCGGCGACGACUACAGCUCCAAAGACGGCACCGCCAUCCGCGACUACAUCCACAUCCUCGACCUCGCACGAGGCCACCUCAUCGCACUGAACCACCUCCGAGACCACCACCCUGGCGUCCGAGCCUGGAAUUUGGGAACUGGCAAGGGCUCGACGGUGUACGACAUGAUCAAGGCCUUCUCUACGGCUGUUGGCCGAGAUCUGCCAUAUGAGGUCGUAGGGCGAAGGCAGGGUGAUGUGCUGGACCUGACGGCCAAUCCGACGAGGGCGAACAAGGAGCUGGGGUGGAAUGCGAAGCAUACGCUUGAGGACGCUUGUGCGGACUUGUGGCGGUGGACGGAGAAUAAUCCGCAGGGGUACAGGCAGCAGCCGCCGAAGGAAUUUCUGGAGGCGCUGAAGAAGUAA